Messenger RNA from Racocetra persica, 571 nucleotides. Lineage: Eukaryota; Fungi; Glomeromycota; Glomeromycetes; Diversisporales; Gigasporaceae. The record is from the annotation of a GenBank genome assembly.
CAUUUUGGAUCAUGAUAUUUAAUUCUGCUUUGACUUAUGGAAUAUUGUACUUUGUUAAAGGUCCUUGGGGCCCAAAACUCGUAUUCUUGUGUGUUUUGGGACAUUUAAGUAUUAAUCAUUUAUUCCGUCAAUGGAAUCAAAUAUCACUUGAACGUUAUGAUCCUACGGGUCCACAUAUGGUGUUGGAACUUUCUCCAUAUCAAAAGAGUAAAUCAAUUCCCUCGUUGCCUCCAGUCCUUGAAUUCUUAGGUUAUGUAUUCUUUUUCGGUGGGUUCUUGGUCGGUCCAUCCUUCGAUUUUAUGGAUUAUAGAAGAUUUGUCAAUAUGGAAAUGUAUCGAGUUGACAAAACAGAUAAAAUUGAAAAAACAGAUAAUGAUAAAAUUAAAUCCAUUAAAGAUGGUGUUAAAUUUACAAAGGGAAUUUCAUAUGUCAUACCUGAUGGUUCGUUACCUGCUAUGAAAAAAUUAACCUCAGGAUUCUUUUUUAUUGUGUGUCUGGUCACGUUCGGAGGAAAUUAUCCAUAUGAAUGGACUUUGAGUGAAGAAUAUAAAAAUCUUUCAUUUUUUAAUAG